AUGAUUUUACGGAGUUUAUGUAAUGGCCUUGAGUUAUUGAAACUCGACAAGGUUCAAAUGAUGUUAUCAGCAGGAAUAAAAUAUUUUCCACCACCGAAAAAUUAUGACCAUAUUGAAAUACCUGAACGACAAAGAUUGAAAGUAUUUGAUAAAGUACCACAAUAUCCAUCAAAUAUAAAACCUCCGAAAAUGCAAAAGAGACUUCGCUAUAUGAGGGGCCCUGAGACAUUGCACAAUACCUUACAGUUAAAGCAAUAUGGUGUUGUAGCCAGAGGUGGUGGUAGACUGAGACAUGAACAUUUUGAGAUGAUACGUCUUCAAGUUGCGAGGCGAUUAAAUCAAAAGAUAAUGUUUGCCAUUUGGCGUGUGGACCCACCAUGGCAGCCAGUAACAAAGAAGGGUCAAGGUCAGCGCAUGGGUGGAGGAAAAGGUGCCAUAGAUCACUAUUGCACACCAAUUAAAUGUGACCGCAUUAUUUUUGAAGUAGGAGGAAAAUGUGAUUAUGCUGAGGUCUACAAUAUGUUAAGGAUAAUAGCAGAAAGAUUGCCAUUCAAAGCGGAACCAGUAUCUCAAGAGGUUAUGGAGAAACAAGCUGCUGAUGAGAAAUGGCGAGAAGAGAAUAACUCAAAUAAGUUCUCAAUGAAAUAUUUAAUUCAGAAUAAUAUGCAAGGCUGCAGUAAGCAUUUAUCCAAGUAUGAUAACCUAUGGUAUGGCAAAUAUUUGUAG
Molecule: messenger RNA, 726 nt
Organism: Leptosia nina
Lineage: Eukaryota; Metazoa; Arthropoda; Insecta; Lepidoptera; Pieridae
Source: the annotation of a GenBank genome assembly